AGAUGGGCUGGGAGCCCAAGCUUCCUGCUGCAGUUCAGGCAGCCUCUUUUGGGGUGGGGGCUGGGGGCCAGGCCAAAAGUCUCUGCCUGCUGAAGACUCCCGGGCACCAGAAACUAAAUGACCACUGCUUGCAGUGGACAUGGGGAAGAAGCUGGUGAUGGCCCAGAAGCGGGGAGAGACUCGGGCCCUUUGCCUGGGUGUGGCCAUGGUGGUGUGCGCUGUCAUCGCCUACUAUAUCCUGGGCACGACCAUGCUGCCCCUCUACCAGAAAAGCGUGUGGACCCAGAAAUCCAUGUGCCAUCUGAUUGAGACCAAUAUCAGGGAGCAGCAAGAACUGGAGGGCAAGAAGGUGCCCCAGUACCCGUGCCUGUGGGUCAACGUGUCAGCUGUGGGCCGGUGGGCUGUGCUGUACCACACAGAGGACACUCGGGACCAGAACCAGCAGUGCUCCUACAUCCCAGGCAGCCUGGAGAACUACCAAGAGGCCCGGGCCGAUGUGGAGAAGGUCAGGGCCACACUCCACAAGAAACAGAUUUUCUACUGCUUCUCAACAAGUCGGGAGAAUGAGACCAGUGUCCUGUACCAGCGCCUCUAUGGGCCCCGGACCCUUCUCUUCUUUCUCGUCUGGCCCACCUUCCUGCUGACCGGAGGUCUCCUCAUUAUCGCCAUGGUGAAGAUCAACCAGUGCCUUUCCAUCCUGGCGGCUCAGAAGUAGACCUAUCCAUGGCACGGAGCUGCGGGGGCUGCAGGGGACUGGGUGGGCCCCAGGUGGCUCCCUACUUGUGUAGCCCUGCCCCCUCCCCCUGCCUUCUCACUGUUCCGCUCCGACCCAUAACAACCUCUGCUACCUGG
This is a messenger RNA of Odobenus rosmarus divergens (Pacific walrus), 852 nucleotides long. RefSeq names its product potassium large conductance calcium-activated channel, subfamily M, beta member 1 (gene KCNMB1). NCBI's taxonomy places the organism in Eukaryota, Metazoa, Chordata, Mammalia, Carnivora, Odobenidae. Gene Ontology annotation, biological process: detection of calcium ion; potassium ion transport. Gene Ontology annotation, molecular function: calcium-activated potassium channel activity; potassium channel regulator activity. Bases 140 to 715 code for a protein of 191 amino acids. The record is from RefSeq and is a predicted model, not a curated record. Gene Ontology annotation, cellular component: membrane; voltage-gated potassium channel complex. The transcript has 4 exons.